AUGGCUGCAUCAUCGAAAAAGCCCGGAGAAGUCGAACCCACGACGAGCCGGCGGCAUCCGCUGCAGCGUUUCGACUCACCAUCUAAAGGAUUUUCUGGCGCGUUGCACGUCGCUGGUCUGAUCAGCUUCUAUAGUUCCUUCAAGUUUCUAGUUGAUAAUCCCAAUAUCUUCAACUUGUCUUUCGGCUGGCACCUCCAGUUUCUGACCAUAAUCGGCCUUUCCCUGUCUACAGUAACAUUCAUCUUCGGUCUUAUCGCAGAUCUCACCUCGACCGCCCUCUCAAAAUCUCCUUCUCUAAAUUCAGAUCCACCCGCGAUAGCUCUUUCUGAGCACCUCUUCCGGUUGAAGAACUACCUGGCCUUGGUAGCAGCGCCGAUCGAAGUCACUAUCAGCGUACUAUACUGGACCUUGAAAGCCAUUGACGGGAAACUUCUGGUGCCUCCGGAUCUACCACUACCACCAGCCAUCUACGAUCUGGGCUUCCAUCUUGUCCCCGCUGUCGUCCUGACGCUCGAUUAUGUCCUCCUCUCCCCACCAUGGCCCACAACGCCUAUGAACGAAUCUGCGCCAAUGAUCACUUUAGCCCUUUCUACCGUUGUCGCUUUCACUUAUUGGAUUUGGAUUGAAAUUUGCUUCUCCCAGAAUGGCUUCUACCCCUACCCCAUCUUUGCGAUACUUACGACAAACCAAAGAAUCGGUUUGUUUGUUGUAAGCGGGGUGAUUAUGUGGGUCGUAGGCGGAUUGUUGAGAGUGUUGUAUGCGAAGAUAAACGGGUAUGAGAGUGUGGAGCACUUGGAGAAGGUGCGACGGAACAAAGUCAUGGGGGGUAGUGGGAAGUGGGAGUAA
Alternaria burnsii is the source of this 846-nucleotide messenger RNA. RefSeq lists its product as uncharacterized. The record is from RefSeq and is a predicted model, not a curated record. The transcript has 5 exons. Gene Ontology annotation, cellular component: endomembrane system; membrane. The coding region runs from base 1 to 846 and encodes 281 amino acids. Lineage: Eukaryota; Fungi; Ascomycota; Dothideomycetes; Pleosporales; Pleosporaceae.